CCUCCCUUGUUCAUUCACAUCUCCCUCUCCAAGCGGCAGAGGCAGAAAGAGUCGGUCGGGCAAAGGGGCAGUGGCAUUUGCUGAAGCAGCUCGUCCCUCUUUCCCUCCCUCUCACCUAUUCUCUCUCUCUCUGUCUUCUCCUCCGCCUCACCUUUACUUUCCUUCACUUGAGCAGGCUCUUGAGAACCCUGCUGUUUUGCCGGCUUGCUGUCCCUGUCUCUGGACAAGUCUUCUUUUCAACCUCCACCUGAACAGGACUAGGGGAGCCAGAUCGCCUUUCCACAGCUUGUGCAUGCAGAUCCAUCUCCGGUGGUUAUGUUUCAUCCACUUUUAACGGUGACCUUUAACCCCAGACAGAAAUCCUCUUAAGUGCUCCUGAAGUCUGGAUUGUUGUGGGUGUUGGCAGGAGUUCAGGAGUUUGAAGUGGUGGUGUACUUUUUUGUGGGAUCUGGGAUCCAGCCUAUCUGACAGGACUUUGACUCAGGCUGCCAUCCCCAGACUCUCGAUAUGAGGAUUCUACGAGGUCUGGAGAGGAGCAGUGGAGGUGGCAUCAUGGCCCUGGUGCGGACCUCCCUACAGAAGGUGAUGCUCUUCCUGCACCAGCUCCAGGUGAUGGCCGUCACGUCUCCACGCUAUCAGAGACUCUGCAAGGACAUGCAAGCUGACAUAGACGCCAAUGAUGACAUCAUCAAGGACGGAACAAAUGGAUUACAGACACACACCAGCCCACAGCAGCCAGACGAUGGACUACAGACACACACCAGCUCACAGCAGCCAGACGAUGGACUACAGACACACACCAGCCCACAGCAGCCAGGCGAUGGACUACAGACACACACCAGCCCACAGCAGCCAGACGAUGGACUACAGACACACACCAGCCCACAGCAGCCAGGCGAUGGCUGCAAGGACAGCACCUCCAGCAGCAGAGUGCAGCCGGAGGGUGGCGUGGAGAAGUGGGCGGGACUGAUGGCCGUUCUUGAGGAGCUGUGGGCGUGGCUGAAGCUGAAGGACGAGGAGCUGAUUGGUCAGAGACUCUCAGGCGAGACUGCUCCGGGGCAGCAGCAGCAGGACCCAUGGAAGAGUUUACUCACUCCAAGAGACCAGGACACUGACAGCUCGAGAGAAAAGGUGUGGCUGUCUCUGACAGCUUUGCCCGCACAGGCUGAGGAUGGACUAACCGGUGGCCAGCCAAGUCCAGAUGUUGUUGUUGAGGAGCGCCCCCUGUGGACGACCAGGGCAGCGCAGGAGCAAGAGGCCUCCCUGGAGCAGGAACAGGGCUGGCAGAAGCAGCUGCACUGGGCUCUGGCCAGGCUUCAGGAGCUCCAGGAUGCGGUGGAUCGGUUGCAACAGAACCUGGCUGAGGGAGAGGAGGCAGGAGGGGGAGAGGGUCACCCCACAAGGGUCUCACCCACUGACCCAAAACUGGAACACUGGGAACAGUCCACUGGAGAUGUGGAGGGUUCUGACCCAAUUAGUCACGUAAUGCAAGCAGUGAGGAAGAAUCCUGCACUUACCAUUCAGCUGACCCCUGGGACGUCUAUAGAACUGCACAACUUGAGCACAUGCUGGAAAGCCCUUCCGGGAGAAAAUGGAAAUGGACCCAUUAGGCCUCUGCAGCCGACACCCUUGUCCCAGGAGUUCCUGUCCACUUCGGUGCAGUUCCCAUGGCAACGGGCAGUCACCCAGAACAACGUACCAUAUUACAUCAAUCAUGAGCUACAGACCACCACUUGGGACCAUCCAAAAGUGACACAGCUGUUCCACUCUAUGGCUGAUCUGAACCACGUGAGGUUUUCCGCCUACCGAACAGCAAUGAAGACACGCAGGCUGCAGAAGGCCCUGUGCUUGGACCUGUUAGACCUGGGCAUGGCCCAAAGUGUCUUUGACCAGCACCAGCUGACCCAGAACGGAGAGUUCCUGGAUGUAUCUGACAUUGUGAGUUGUCUGGGGUCCAUCUACAGCAGGCUGGAACAGAAGCAUCCUGACCUGGUCAACAUGCCCCUCUGUGUGGACAUGUGCCUAAACUGGCUGCUGAACGUCUAUGACAUAGGAAGAAGUGGGAAGGUGCGGGCGCUGUCCAUGAAGAUCGGUCUCCUUUCGCUCUCCAAAGGACACCUGGAGGAUAAGUACAAAUACCUCUUCUGUCAGGUGGUGGCCCCGGGGGAAUCAUGUGACCAGCGGGGGCUGGCCCUGCUCCUGAGCGCCUCCCUCCAGAUCCCGCAGCAGCUAGACGAGGCGUCCGCCUUCGGAGAGGGCAACGUGGAGCCCAGCGUCCGCAGCUGCCUCCAGCUGGUGGGCAGUGAUGGGGAAAUUGACCUGGAGCAGUUUGUGGACUGGAUGCAGCUGGAGCCCCAGGCCAUGGUGUGGCUGCCGGUGCUCCACCGGGUGGUGUCAGCCGAGAGCGCUCGGCACCAGGCCCGCUGCAACAUCUGCAGGGAGUGCCCCAUGCUGGGCUUCAGGUAUCGCAGCCUGAAGCACUUUAACUAUGAUGUGUGCCAAAACUGUUUCUUCUCGGGAAGGACAGCAAAGGGACAUAAGCUGACCUACCCCAUGGUGGAGUACUGUACCCCAACCACUUCUGGAGAGGAUGUGCGUGACUUCACCAAAGUGCUGAAGAACAAGUUUCGAUCAAAGAAGUACUUUGCCAAGCACCCACGGCUGGGCUACCUGCCAGUGCAUCUUUUCCUGGAGGAGGACAGUAUGGACAUGCCAGUCCCUCUUCUCAGCAUGUGCCCAGAACAGUACGAGAUGGCUCCGAGAGCGGGCUGGGAUCGUGCUGUCUCUGUGGAGUCCGCCUCAGCCACGGGAGCAGGAGGGGGGUUUCAGGAGCACGAGUUUAUCCUACCAGAGACGCACACUGCCAGCACGUCCUGCAGUCCCCUCCGCCCACAGCAAGGUGACCACCACAAACCCGGCCUCAGCUCCAGCCCCGUCAAAGGUCAAGCCAUACAGAGGAGCGAGAUGCCCGAGGAACCAGAUGGGCUCAUGUCUGCCCAGGAAGAGGAGAGUUGUUAAUACAAGUCGAGCUGAGUUCUAGAAUGUUCCUGAGCGCAAAUCGUUCCGUUGCCAUUUUCGGAUGGAUUUAUUGAACUAACAGACAGCAAGGUCAUCCAGGACAAGUGACUCUGAGGUGUAAAGAGAGUGCAUUAAAGUCAACAUCAACUACGCAAACCCAGACUGUUGUGGUGUGUUGUGACGUCAAGUUUAACUGUGUUUGGUAAUGAUGAGCAUUGGAAUUCUACUGAAGUUCUCUGUUACCACCCAAUAAAGCAGUAGCCUCCCCAGCUAGCAGUCUUAGCCACUGCACAUGACUUCCCCAGAACUGGAGGAGAAUGUAAAGUAUGGGCACAUAUCCCUCAUGACUGCCUGUCUAAUCAGCACAUACACUUUGUUUUCUCAUUGAGCACUAGAAAAUAAACCUCUCAUACAGUCA
Messenger RNA from Alosa alosa (allis shad), 3436 nucleotides. Its product is annotated as utrophin-like. The transcript has 19 exons. Gene Ontology annotation, biological process: synaptic signaling. NCBI's taxonomy places the organism in Eukaryota, Metazoa, Chordata, Actinopteri, Clupeiformes, Clupeidae. Gene Ontology annotation, cellular component: plasma membrane. Gene Ontology annotation, molecular function: zinc ion binding; protein binding. The record is from RefSeq and is a predicted model, not a curated record. Bases 508 to 3018 code for a protein of 836 amino acids.